Ricinus communis (castor bean) is the source of this 1331-nucleotide messenger RNA. Its product is annotated as ribosome biogenesis protein BRX1 homolog 1. Gene Ontology annotation, biological process: rRNA processing; ribosomal large subunit assembly. Gene Ontology annotation, cellular component: nucleolus. The record is from RefSeq and is a predicted model, not a curated record. The transcript has 9 exons. Gene Ontology annotation, molecular function: rRNA binding. Lineage: Eukaryota; Viridiplantae; Streptophyta; Magnoliopsida; Malpighiales; Euphorbiaceae. The coding region runs from base 155 to 1093 and encodes 312 amino acids.
CAUCAAAUAAAACUAUUAGUAAACUUUAAAAAUGGUGCCCUAAUUCAUUGUGCCGUUUUUCCCCCUCCGUCCUCAAAAAGAACAAGAAGCAGCCCUCUCUCUCUCUCGCUCUCCUCCUCCACGCAGCUAACAGAUAUUGAAUCAAAGUAUAAAAAUGGGGAAGAAAAGAAAGCAUAGUGAAACAGAGGUAGCAGCACCAGAAAAGAAAGAUGAAAGUGCUGCAGAAAGACCUAAGCGAACGCUCCUUGGUUGGAAAGACAAGUCUGAAGUCAAGCCAACUGAAACUCAAGGCUUUAGGAACAAAGAAAAGGUUCUAGUCACUUGUUCUCGCCGUAUCAAUUACAGGUAUCGGCACUUGAUGUUAAAUAUAGUAUCCCUUUUGCCUCAUUGUAAGAAGGAUAAUAAGGUCGAGUCUAAAAGUAGUAAAGGCAUGGCCCUUAAUGAGUUGGUCGAGCUCAAGGGCUCUUCUUCUUGUUUAUUCUUCGAGUGCAGGAAACAUAAAGAUCUAUAUUUAUGGAUGGCCAAGUGCCCUGGUGGUCCAUCUGUCAAAUUUUUGGUUAAUGCUGUGCACACAAUGGAAGAACUAAAGCUUACAGGAAAUCAUUUAAAAGGGUCACGGGCUAUCUUAACUUUCUCAGCUAAUUUUGAUAAAGAUGCCCAUUGGAAACUCUUGAAGGAGAUGCUAAUGCAGAUAUUUGGAACGCCUAAGGAGCACCGAAAAUCUAAGCCUUAUCAUGAUCAUGUCUUUGUUUUCUCCAUUGUCGAUGAUCAUAUUUGGUUCCGCAAUUACCAGAUAUCUGUUCCUCAUAAUGAAUCAGAUAAAGUGGUCCGAGGAGGCUUGGACAAAAUGACCCUUGUUGAGGUUGGUCCAAGAUUUUGUUUGAAUCCUAUCAAGAUAUUUGGUGGAAGCUUUGGUGGCCCAACACUAUAUGAAAACCCAUUCUACAUAUCUCCUAACCAGAUUCGAGCAUUGGAGAAAAGAAAGAAGGCUGGGAAGUUUGAGAAGAAAGUCAAAGCCAAGACAAGAAGGAAAAUGCAUGAGAUGUCAAAUCCUCUGGUGCCUGAUGAGUUUGCAGACAUGUGGAGGGAAUGAUUUCUCUUGUUUCUUUUUUUUUUUUUUUUCCUUUUACCCCUUCUCAAUUUUGUUAAGUUGCAUUAUCACCUUGUAUGACUCAUCGGGGGUGUUCUUGGCGUCUCCGUAAUUUUUCCCCAUUUUAUGGCAAUUGAAUUGGAAAACUUACAGCAAAGUCACCGCUCUAACUGUUGUAAUACUUGAGUCUGCAUUAUAAUGUUAUGAAGUUGAAGAUUGAAUCUAAAAUUAGUUCCAAGAA